Kluyveromyces lactis is the source of this 1161-nucleotide messenger RNA. RefSeq names its product Hgh1p (gene HGH1). Bases 1 to 1161 code for a protein of 386 amino acids. The transcript has a single exon. The record is from RefSeq and is a predicted model, not a curated record. Lineage: Eukaryota; Fungi; Ascomycota; Saccharomycetes; Saccharomycetales; Saccharomycetaceae.
AUGUCCACGGAAUUAGAAGAAUUAGUGUCAUUUUUGCAUUCAGACCAGCCUGCCGUCAGACAGAUUGCUCUUGAUAAUCUGGUUGGCUUCUCAACUGGAGCAAGUGCUGUCAUUUUCAAAUGUAAUAAUUACAAAGCUAUAGAGGAUCUAAAAGUUCUAGCUAAAGAUAAGUCAAAAGUUAUCGUUCAACAAUCCACUACGAUUUUAGCGAAUUUAUGUGAUGAUGUUACUAUGAGAAAGUUGAUCGUCAAGGAUACUGAAUUCCUACAGUACUUAUCGUGGAAAAUCUGUGAUUUAGCUAACGCAAGUGCGGAUAUCAUGUGUAUUUUAUUGUCUAAUCUCGCCAAGGAAGACAAUAUUACCGAAUUGUUUUCGUUUGUUAAGAAGGAAGACGAUGGUAUUCCAUUAAACAUAGAAGUCUUUAAAAGCAACAAAGUAAUGGAUUGCUUAAUGGAUUGUUUUGUGAAGGGUUACGAUAGAAAGUUGAACAGAUAUGCCACUUAUGACUACUUAGCUUAUUUCUUUGCCGACAUUUCGAGAUUUAAGAUUGGUAGAGAGUAUUUCAUUGAACAGCAGGAGUAUGACGGCGUCAUCCCAAUUUCUAAACUAUUGGUAUUCACUGAAAAGUAUGAUGCUAAAACCAGAAGAGAAGGUGUGGCUUAUACCAUCAAGAAUUCGUUAUUUGAUUCCGAAAAGCAUGAAAACCUUUUGACUAAUGAGGAAAUCAAUCUUUUACCUUAUAUUCUUCUACCGAUUGCAUCAGCUAAAGACUCCGAAAUUGAUGAAGAAGAUAUGUUCAAUCUACCGGAUGAAUUGCAACUCUUACCUGCCGACAAAGAGAGAGAUCCUAUUCCUGAAAUCAUAUGUGUGCAUUUAGAAAGUAUUUUAUUGCUUUGUACCACUAAAGCCGGCAGAGAAUACUUAAGAUCGAAAUCAGUAUACCCAUUGGUCAGAGAGUUACAUAAAAAUAUUGGAAAUGACGAUAUCGGUGAAUUAUCUCAUAGAAUUGUUAACAUGUUGAUGAGAGGUGAGCCGGAGAAUCAAGUGAUAGAAGAAAUCGUGGCCAAAUCUGCGGAAGAUGGCGAAAUAGCCGAGAUAGAAGAAGAAGAAGAAGAAGAAGAGUCCGACGAUGAUGACGAUGCUAUCGUCGAAGUUUUAUAA